AUGUGUAAACGUGGCCAGGUGUCGGCCUGUCCGAGCGUCCGUGCAGUGGGUCACCCGCUGACUCGCAGGAGUGAACUGGUGAACCCCCGUAUCCUGCAGGUCCUUACCACUCACCAAGUUCGUCGAGAACGAGGGGAGGUACAGACCAGACAGGGUGCCCGAGGGGGCAGCCGGACACGGGAGGACAGUGGAGAAGUGAGAGAGGACAGGGCCCCCAGAGGGGUCAGCCAGGGAGACUGCGUGAGUGUGGUGCGGUCUCAAAAGAAGGAGCGAGAAGCCCCUGAGUCAAGUGUGAAGGUGAGGGAGGCCGAAGCCGACGCAGUACCUGAGAGCGCAGCCUCACCAGUACCUGAGAGCGCAAACGCACUGGCACCUAGAGCAGCAGCCUCACAAGCACCUAGCGCAGCAGUACCAAUGCCCGGGUCGGGUGGGAAACACCGCGUCCGUCAGGCGGCCAAAGCAGCGCUGGGUGGGGUGGGCACCCCCACAUUGCUCACCCGCGUGGUCGUCGGAACGAAGGACGUAGGUGCACGGACCAAAACCCCCACCACGCUGACGCUGCGCGUACCACUCACGGAGCUGCUGAGGCGGGGGGAUGUCCCGAGAACGCUGCUGCUACUGCUGGCGCUGACCACCACCAGAGCCGCUCCGCUGCGGGGCACCACCUCGACCAGCUCCACCCCCUCCGCCACCGCCGCCUCCACCUCCGCCACCACCGCCGCCUCCGCUCCCACCGCUGCCGCCGCCACCACCUCCGCCUCCGCUGCCGCCACCACCACCACCACCCCCGCGACCACUCCCACCGCCACCCCCACUCCCUCCGCCGCCUCCACCGCCACCUCCACCGCCCCCGCCAGCUCCACCCGCGCCCUUGCCCCCCUUGCCCUUGCCAGGUCGGCGUCUCCCGCUAGGGGCAGACGCCGCGCCGACUGA
Closterium sp. NIES-65 is the source of this 933-nucleotide messenger RNA. The record is from the annotation of a GenBank genome assembly. NCBI's taxonomy places the organism in Eukaryota, Viridiplantae, Streptophyta, Zygnematophyceae, Desmidiales, Closteriaceae.